UUUAAAAAAUCAGAAUUUAAAAACAACAAAACAAGAAACUUUUAAUAAAUCAGAAUUCCAAACAAACAAACAUUUUAAAACACGUGUUUUUCUCUUUAUAGUUAUGGACACUGUUAGUUUGGAUGAUUUAACCAGAAUUGAGCCGCCUGAAAAACCUCCCAGUUUAGAACAAUUACAACAAUUGACAGGAAAUCGUUUUUCUUUGAGAUGGCUCAAAUAUACCUACAAUCGAUUUAAAAAUGAAUGCCCAACUGGAAGAAUGCACUUUACAGAAUUUCGACGUCUUUUUGGAGGAUUCCUUCCUGAUAGAUUGAACGACAACUAUUUGGAACGAGUGUUUCAUGCUUUUUGCCGAACUCAUCAAGAACAAUUGUCGUUUAAAGAUAUGGUUGUAACUUUAUCUAAAAUUUGUGAUGAAAGUCCAGAAUCUAAUGCUGAAUGGAUUAUGAGAUUAAUUAAUAGAAAUGAUUUUUUGGAAUUUAUUAAAUCCGUGUUUACUCUGCGCGGAAAAAGCGAACAAAACGAACUUAAAAGAAUGCAAACAUCUAUUCGACGCGCAACAAUGGCUGAAGAUUGUUCGUUAGCUAGUAGUAAUGUUCGUUUGGAAAAUAAACAAAAACAAUCAUUACAACAUUCACCACGCCCACCAACAACAUUCAAAACAGCGGCAUUACUAGCAUCGGCCGUAACAACACCUACAGCAGCCCCAGCAAUUGCUAGUUUUGUUCCUUUUGUUGGCAAUUCAAAAAGAGAAUCCUCUUCUCCUGAUCAUGAAUUUAGUAGGGCAAUAAACAGAAGGGCAUUCUUUCUGUUUGAGGUUAGUUCAAAAACAAGUUUAUUUAACAUGUUCGAAACUAAGUUUAUUUAAACAAAAUAAACUUGUUUUGAAAUAAACUUGUUUGUUUUAGCAAACAAACAUUCAAACAAACAUUUAAUUUAACAAAAACAUUUUAAUUAAAACAUCCUCUCAAAAACAUUUAAAAACACAUAAAAACAUUUCUUCCAUCCAAACUUCAAAACACUUGCAAACAACAAAACACAAACAUUUUCACAAACAUUUA
Meloidogyne enterolobii is the source of this 1061-nucleotide messenger RNA. The record is from the annotation of a GenBank genome assembly. NCBI's taxonomy places the organism in Eukaryota, Metazoa, Nematoda, Chromadorea, Rhabditida, Meloidogynidae.